AUGACUUCUGAGCAGGAUUUCGACAAAAGUCUCGACAAAACCCCAGACGUGGGACUCUCAGUAUUCACUUCCGACCACGAGAAAAACCUCGAUGGUCCUUCCCCAUCUUUACACAAGGGUGGAGAACUCAAGAGAACAUUUUCAGUAUGGUCGACUCUCGGUAUCGGUUUCGGCUUGACUAACUCUUGGUUCGGUAUUUCCGCCUCGUUGAUCACAGGUAUCCAGUCUGGAGGUCCCUUGUUGAUCGUUUACGGAAUCAUCAUCAUCGCUUUCAUUUCCUACUGCAUCGGUAUCACCUUAUCUGAACUUUCUAGUGCUAUCCCUUCCGCUGGUGGCCAGUACGUGUGGACGCGAGUAUUGUCACCAAGAAAGUACUCCAGUUUUUUGGCUUACUUGUGUGGCUCGUUGGCAUGGGCCGGAUCUUUGUUCACUUCGGCCUCCAUGGCCUUGAGUAUUGCUCAGAUGCUCAUGGGUUUCUGGAACUUGUCUCAUCCAGAUCACGUAACCAAACCGUGGGAGCUCUUUGUAAUCUACCAGUUGAUCAACGUCUUCUUGGUGUUGUUCAACUGCUACGGUAAAUACUUGCCCUACAUCGCUAACUCCGCCUUGUAUACCUCUUUGUUUUCCUACGUGGUCAUUAGUAUCACCGUGUUGGUGUGUGCCAGAGGAAACUACAAUACCGCAAGCUUUGUUUUCAAAGAUUUCGAGAACAACACAGGCUGGAAGUCGGCCGGAAUCGCCUUCAUUGUUGGAUUGGUUAAUCCCAACUGGAGUUUCUCUUGUCUUGACUCUGCAUCUCACUUGGCUGAAGAAGUUCACGGAGCAGACAGAGUUAUCCCUAUUGCAAUUUUGGGUACUGUGACCAUUGGUUUGGUCACCGCAUUGUCUUACGCCAUUGCCAUGUUCUUCUGCGUCACCAACUUGGAUGCUAUUAUCAAUAGUGGUACUGGCUUGCCAAUCUUGGAUAUCUACUACCAAGCUUUGAAAAACAAGGCGGGAACACUCUGUUUGGGCUCUUUGCUUUUCCUCACCGCUUGCGGAUGCACCAUUUCGGCUCAUACUUGGCAGGCAAGAUUGUGCUGGUCUUUUAGCAGAGACAACGGCUUGCCAUUUUCCAAGUACUUGUCCAUUAUUGACCCUAACUUAGGUGUUCCAUUGAACGCACAUUUGUUCUCUUCCGCCAUUGUCGCUGUUUUGGGCUGCUUGUACUUGGCAUCCAGCACGGCUUUCAACUCCAUGGUAGUAGGCUGCAUUACUUUCUUGUUGUUGAGUUACUUGGUGCCCACUGGAUGUUUGCUCUACAGGGGCCGUAACAACAUUAAGCACGGAUGUUUCUGGUUGGGCAAGCUUGGACUUUUCGCCAACAUCAUGACCAUUUCCUGGGCCCUUUUCGCCUUAAUUUUCUUCUCAUUCCCUACAUUCAUGCCAGUUACUGCCGGCACCAUGAAUUAUGUUCCUGUGGUGUAUGCCAUCUACAUCUGUUGGGCACUCGGCUACUGGUUCUUCCCCAUCAAGAAGUACUCAUGCAGAGAGUACUUUGCUGGAGGUCUCGGAAACAACGAAGAGGAGGAGUUCCCCGAUGUUUGUUUGACAGACCUUUAG
Messenger RNA from Sungouiella intermedia, 1602 nucleotides. The record is from the annotation of a GenBank genome assembly. NCBI's taxonomy places the organism in Eukaryota, Fungi, Ascomycota, Pichiomycetes, Serinales, Metschnikowiaceae.